Molecule: messenger RNA, 936 nt
Organism: Desarmillaria tabescens
Lineage: Eukaryota; Fungi; Basidiomycota; Agaricomycetes; Agaricales; Physalacriaceae
Exons: 4
Coding region: 1-936 (311 amino acids)
Source: RefSeq, a predicted model, not a curated record
AUGCCUCUCAAGUUAGAAGUCGCCGAUUGCGACCACCUCCAAAAAUUAUUGUCGUUUUAUGACAUCCACAAAGCGCACCUCUUGGGCCAGAGAAACGCCGAAAAUCGGGACAUCCAGCUAUGCUGCUUCGUCAAUGUCAUCAACAUCGAAAAGUUAUUCAGCGUUGAUUCAACAUCAUCCAACGACAGAAAAUAUCUUGUGUGGAAGAAUACCGGAGAAGAAGCAGUACUACAUUUCCAGGGAAUCGCGUCACAAAUAUGCGUGACCCCGUUCCGCCCGGAUUCACCUGGACGAAUAGCGCGUCCAGGAGUACUGCGUCAGUUUAUCCAGGUGGUGUCGGAUCCGGAUGACAGCAUCUUCCAAGAAGCGCGCGCCGCCGAGAAAGCGAUUCAGAAGUUCAUGUGGCAGUACGGCAGAAAUCCAGAUCAUCUCGUAUUACACGACAGUACAUUCGGAGGAAUCCCAGCCCUAUAUGCUGACAGUAAACUAUUGACAGCACCGUCUCAGCCCGUAGGAACAACGAUACCGAUUCAUGCCGACAUGGAAGAGAAGAACGCCCUCACUCGACUUUGCCAAGAUACUAGACAUCGGUAUACCGACGACAACGCAGUCAGUUACUUCGAAUGGUAUUGUCUAGAUGACAAUACUAUGAGGCAAGAGUUACACUGUGUUUGGAAGCGCUAUUACUUACCAAAAUUCAACAGUCUUCAGCCUCGGGAUAGUGGUCGCGCAAUAAGAGCAGGGCACUUGGUCGACAUCGGAGUCACCUUCAGACUGUUAUUAGGGAAACGCGGAGACGUGAGGUUCAUCUCAAAAUUGGAUAGCAUUACCAUCAUCGACCGAAGCAGCGCCGAUGUAAAAGUUGGCCGAAAUGAAGAGAAAUGCCAAUAUCACCGUACCACGAAGCAGCCCGAAGAAAAGAAAGAUUGCAGCUGA